AUGUCGACGGCGCAUGCUCGAAAGUCUUCAAUACAGCAAACUCUCCACGAGCAGCUCACUUCACGCCAACCCAACAUUAUAUAUGAUUACUUAUCGCCAACCCCUUCUCAUCUUUUGAAUAUAUCUCUUGCAGAUUUCCUUCCACCUUCAUGCUACCCUGCCAAUUUCAAAUUCCCAGAUCUUACCCUUCCAUACUCUUCUACACUCGGACGAGAUGAGUGUAGCGAUACAGCACUUCUUCCCCAGUCGCACCAUCUAGUCUAUUUCUCUCCGCAAAUUCCAAGCAAUGCGCUACUUGAUGAUGGCACAGAUCCUUUGCAGUCCCCAGGGCCGCCAUUUGUGCGCCGCAUGUGGGCUGGUGGGUCUAUUGCUUUCAAUACUAAAAGUGCAGAGCAGCUUCGUUUUGACAAUGUGCGAGCCGCUUGUAUAGAACAGAUAGUGGAUGUUUUGGUCAAAGGGAAUGACGGUGAUGAGAAAGUAUUUGUAAACAUUGAGAGACGAAUUGGCGUUGCUGAAGCUGGAGACGGUCCGCAGACGAACCCGAAUGGAGGGAGCUGCGCAAUUGCUUCUGGGAAGUCUGCUAUGGUUGAUCAAAAAUUAUCAAAACGCUACCAUGUCGGCAACAACGAUGACAUUGGAGGAGCGUCCUUGGUGGAGACGCGAAAUAUCGUCUUCAUGCGAGAGAAAAAUAUAGCUACUGCCAAAGAGGAUUGCGCCAGACCUCCAAAGAUAUUGAAGCCAACGGGCGAACCAGAUUUCGAAGUGCGAAUAACACCUACACAGUCGCUGUUAUUUAGGUUUUCGGCCCUUACAUUCAACGCCCACGCGAUUCACCUGGAUCCUCUAUACUGCCGGGAGGUUGAGGGACAUAGAAAUCUACUCCUUCAUGGGCCGCUUUCAUUGGUCCUUAUGUUAUCCGUCUUACGAUCACAACUUCAACCUGGAGAAAUGAUAAAAAGGUUCGAUUACAGGAACUUGGCUCCACUUUACGCAAAUGAGGAAUUAAGAGUUUGUGUGGGGAAGAGUACCAACAAAAAUAACAAAUACGAAGUGUGGAUUGAAGGAAAAGAAGGCGGAUAUGCCGUCAAGGGCUCUGCGGUUAUUGGACCCCUUGACGGUACAGCAUUAGCUUGCGUACAACACGAUCAGUUAGAUGACGCUGCAGGAAUCCCAAGUAUUAAGAUCCUGACACGAUUCACAAUGUCAUGA
Molecule: messenger RNA, 1209 nt
Organism: Sclerotinia sclerotiorum 1980 UF-70
Lineage: Eukaryota; Fungi; Ascomycota; Leotiomycetes; Helotiales; Sclerotiniaceae
Exons: 3
Coding region: 1-1209 (402 amino acids)
Cellular component (GO): mitochondrion
Molecular function (GO): (3R)-hydroxyacyl-[acyl-carrier-protein] dehydratase activity
Source: RefSeq, a predicted model, not a curated record